This is a messenger RNA of Oryzias melastigma (Indian medaka), 1934 nucleotides long. It is a transcript of the gene tmem204, whose product is annotated as transmembrane protein 204. The record is from RefSeq and is a predicted model, not a curated record. NCBI's taxonomy places the organism in Eukaryota, Metazoa, Chordata, Actinopteri, Beloniformes, Adrianichthyidae. The transcript has 3 exons. The coding region runs from base 748 to 1428 and encodes 226 amino acids.
UGAUCAUGAAGGAUCUGUGUUUAAAGGAGGCUGCACUGCACUGCAAACUACUGAUGCUUCGGGUUCAUGAUUAACGGCAACUCCCCUACGUUUUAACUCUGACCUCUGGCAGGCAGAGAAAAUUUUUAGAAAGACGAAGAGAGGGAGAGCAGCAGGAGGUGGGAUUGCAGGACUUCUUGUUCCAGACAAACAGCAGGAGCUCUUCAAACCAGGACGGACUUGGCCAGACUUUGCAGAGCCACUAACACGCUACGUCUUCAGAUAACAAUAUCUUUCUGAUUUGGCUUUUGAAGCAAUGUGCAGCUGCUGAAAGCAGAGAGAGAGAUACCAAACAAAUCUGAAGACGUUAGAAAACCAAAAAAGAGGAAGAAAAGGUACAAAAACCAAAAGAAAUUAAGAUCCAAGAGUCAAGCUGCAGCCAGUCGGAGCCAGUGGAAUGGACCCAAGUGCAAGUUGGAUCAACCCCCAAGUACCCACACUGCUGUCCGAGGAAGAGGGCUGAGGAUCUGCUGCAACGACUAACCCCUGAAUGAGGAUGAAUGGAGAUGUCCUUUAGAUAAACCUACAAUCAACAAGUUUGCAAACUCUUCCGUGCAAGCUGGAGGAGCACUAAGAGCUGGAAGUUGUUGGAGAGGAGUGAGGGGCGCCUCUGGCCCGCAGCGGAGGGAGGCCGACCGACCGCGGAGACAUUCACAGCUGCAAGAGGGACGCCACGGAGGGGGAGAAGUGGCGGGCGUCAGGUGUCGCAUGGCCGUGCAGAGGCUGGUGGCGGCAGCAGUGGUGGUAGCCCUGCUGUCCCUGGUGUUAAACAAUGUUGCCGCCUUCACCCCCAGCUGGGUUCUUCAGGCGCUGGAGGACGGACGCAAGCGGAGCGUGGGACUCUGGAGAAUGUGCCCCGGCGGGGCGGAAAGGGGACGGGAUGAGCUGCCCGCUGGGAGUAAGGGGCAGGGGACGCAGAGGCAGUGCGAGAGCAUCGGAUGGGGCUCCGAGUACGCAGGUUAUCAAGAGUCCCGCAGUACUGUUAAAUUGCAGUUCAACAUGAUGCGAGCGUGCAACCUGAUGGCGACCGUGGCCCUGACUGCUGGUCAGCUCAUCUUCCUUCUGGGCUUGAUGGAGCUGCCCUUCGUUACACAGGAGUCCCAGUGGUGGGAGGAAGCCAUAGCUGCACUCUUCCAGCUAGCCAGUUUUGUGCUGGUAAUUGGACUCGUGACCUUCUACCGGAUCGGGCCUUACACACACCUGUCCUACUCCUGCUAUGUGGACAUAGUGGCGUGCCUUCUGGCCACACUGGCCGCAGCCAUGCUAAUCUGGAACAUUCUACACCGGCGUGAUGACUGCCUGGCUCCUCGAGUUAUAAUCAUCAGUCGCUCGCUCGCGUCACCUUUUCACCCACGCCUCAACAACGACUACGUGGAGUCUCCAUGUUGAAACUUGGUGAACGGAGACAAAAAGGACUAAUCGAAGGACAUGAGAACUACUUUCUCCAACAUAACUGUGUUAGUCCGAAUACUAAUUAUGACUCUCAGGAGAAAAAAAGGGGUUUUCUGUGGCUCCACAAGCAUGUACCUGCUACUGUACACGGUUUCUUUUACUCGUUAGAAUUAUUCUGCUGCUUUGAGCACAGGAGUCAAAUAUUUAACUAAAGUAAUGUAUUAGGAAGUCCGUAAGCUAAACAAAUACAAACCUAAUGACACUUCUUCACAUAUUUACACUUGGGUGAGCUGGGAGCAAAUAUGACAUGGACUUAUGGACACCACCUUUAGAAGAAGAUCAAGCUGGACCUUGACCCUUGUGGCAAACAGGAGCUUUUUGAAUAACUCCCUUCAUAAUUUAAUUUGGAAAUAAAUACACCACAUUACCUCAUAUUUGUGUCUUAAAAUUCAUACAAUUGAAAGUGAAUAUCCUAUAAUGAAUAUGAAGUUUUUGUUUCUUUU